CCGGCCCCGGCUCCGGCCCCUCCCGCCGCCGCUUCCGCUUCCUGGGCACUGCUACAUUGUGUCCCGGCCCGGCCCGGCCCGGCCCGGCCAUGGCCGAGACACACAUCGACCAGUCCAAGCUGCCCGGCGUCAAGGAGGUGUGCCGAGACUUCGCGGUGCUAGAGGAUCACACCCUGGCCCACAGUCUGCAGGAGCAGGAGAUCGAGCAUCACUUGGCGACGAACAUCCAGCGCAACCGCCUGGUCAAACACGACUUGCAGGUGGCCAAGCAGCUGCAAGAGGAGGAGGAUCUGAAAGCGCGCGCUCAGAUCCAGAAGCACCGGAAAGACAUAGAACGGCAAGAUUGUGAGAUUGCCCAGGAAAUCCAAGUGAAACUGGUCAUCGAAGCCGAGCAGCGGCGCAGGCAGGAGGAGAAAGAUGAGGACAUUGCCCGCAUCCUGCAGGAGAAGUUGCUGCUGGAAGACAAGAAGCGGAAAAAGCCAGAGCCGCAGGGACACAAGGCUUACGAGAACAGCUACUAUGCAGAGAACGGAGAUUGCACGCGGGACACCCCCCGAGGGCCAGCCUCCGAGCCCGCGAGGCCCCGCAGACCCCGCAGUGGCAAUAGGCACCAGCACAGAGAGCAUCCCAGGGAAACUCGGGCUCUGCCGGGCGACGGUGCCGAGCUCGAGCAUCCGUCCUUGGAGGACCCUCACCCGGGAAGGACGUGGGACAGCCAGCCGUGCAGCAGAGAGAUGCGGGAAAGGAAACCGGGGAGCCAGGAGAGGUCCAGACGACCUCGCAGCCCUGGCCAGGACAGAGAGGCUGAAUACGCAUCCCUGGGGCACAGCAGGAGCUGGGAGCCCUCAGACAGGAAGGGACGCAGGGAGGAGAAGACCUCCAGGCCGCAUAGCCUGAACCUGGACGCAGAGGCUGAGCCCCCGAACCGGGAGCCGCGAGAAAGGAAGCCGUCGCGGCCGGACAGAGAGAAGAGGCUACCCAGCUUCGACGUCGACUUGGAAGCGGAGCAGGGAGCGUGGAAACACGGGAGCAAGCAUUCCCCGCGCCCGGAAAGCCGCCGGGCCCAGCGCCAGGGGCUCACGGCUCCUCGCGACACGAGGCUCGGCGACUCCGAGGAGUCUCAGCAGCACGAUCGCAGGAGGGGCGAGGAGAGGGAGCAGAGGAAAGCCGGGCGGAGGCCCAGGGCAUCCCCUUCUCCCCAUGCCGAGACCCGGGAGCGGGGUAGAGACCGCUGCCGAGACCCAGGAAUGAAGCCGAGAGGGACGAAACAGGCAACCUACGACAAGCCCCGGCUGGAUCCCAGGGAACAGGAGCUGUACGAUGCCGAGAUCGCGAGGAAGCUGCAAGAAGAGGAACUCCUGGCCAACCGGGUGGAUCAGAGGGCAGCUCAAGUAGCCCAAGAUGAGGAAAUCGCCCGUCUGCUGAUGGCUGAGGAGAAGAAGAAGGUCUACAGGAAAUCAAGGGAGAGAGAGAAACCCUCUUACGAGAAGAAAAGGCAAGACCAAGACUGGAAGGAUCCCAGCGAAUCUGUGCGGCCAAGAUCGAGAGAAGGCCACGAAGCCCAGAGGCACAAGACUGCACGGCCCCCCCCUCCCCUGGAGGACUUCGACCAGGCUUGUUUCCCAAGCCAACCCAGCGCCGGGCAUCAGCUUUGCAAACCCGAGCAGUCUCAUAAAGGUCCCCAUCACAGGCAGUGACGAGCGUGACUUCGCAUUGGUACCGGUUUCCUUCUGCAGCAAGCAUGGCUGGAGUCCCAGGAGGCUGCCCUAGAGCCCUGUCCCCAGGAUCCCUCCGUCUCACGUGUCAUCACAUUAGUAUCUCGCGUCUCUCCCUGCCGGGCUCCCAGCUGCAGCACCGCAGCACAAUGUACUUGCUACCCCAUGGACCGGCGGUUCGUGCUGUGCUCAGCUAGCCGAUCUGCUAGCUCUCCAGAGUCUCUCAUGUCCCUCGUUGCAUGAAGCUGCUGCUCUUGCAGGUCUCUCUUUCCGAGACGAAUGCAGCUGGGGAAAGAUCCCAGGUGCGAGGCGGGUUACGACAAUGCAGCAACGCCACCACAUAGGAGCCCUUUCGAUGUGUGCAAGGCAAAGAUGACCUUUAGCUUUCUCUUCUAAGCAGCGAUCACCUCUCUGUGCCCUGCGUGAGAAGCCCAGGCCAGCCCUCUAUAAAGCAAGUGAAAUUGUCCAUGUGCAUGUGUGAGAAGCCCAGGCCAAACCUAUAGAAAGCAAGUGAAAUUGUCCAUAUGCAUUAACAGGAAGGAGAGCAGGGUUUUGGAAAUGCACCAGCAGCAAGCUUGGGCUUGAGCCUUUUGGGGAGACCCCUGUUUUAUGUUUAAGUCCCGGCUCUGCUCUUGCUUCUGGAUGCCCUAAGCUCUGUUUGGGUGAAGCGCACAACAUCGUAUCAGGUCCAAGAGCAAUGCCUGCGUAUGAGGUGGUAUCUAUAAGCCUCAUGCACAUUGCAUUGAAGGACCUCCCCAUUUCUGGGUGCAGGAGUGAGCGGCAGAGCCGGAAAGGUGGCACCUUUGUAGCUAUGAAGGUGAUCAUCUAGUCUGACCCUGCACAGAGCGGGCCAGUCUUUGUCACCCAUCACAGGGGCAGUUGUUCGUUCUCGCUAGGACGCUUGAGCCCAGCUGGACUCAAACACAUGUCCGGAGAGAUACCCCAUCUCUGAAAGACUCCCAAGACAUACUGACGGCUUCUCUUGCCGGGGUUAGACGUGUCUUGUGUAGAUAUAAGGCACCCGUGAGGACAACUUCCUUAUCAAGACUUGCUUUUCCCCCUGCCUAUGAAGCCCCCGAAAGGAGUGUGCUUUCCUGCCUCCUCUCCUUACACACCUUCCCUGGCACUUGUGUUUUCACCAGUGGUUUUUCAGUGAGCAGAAAGCUUGGGGUUUUGGUGGGCGAAGUCUUCUUUUGGACCCACUGCAGGAUUGGCAUAGGUUUGGACAGGCUUUCAAAGGCAGCACCUCCAAAAGGACUGUUUUGAAUGGGCCGUGGCAGCGACAACAUCCCUCCGAAGCUGAGCAGAGGUGCUCGGCGCUACUUCGGACCCUGGCCAGCCUUCGGGGUCUUACGGGCAGCCCAGCCAUUGCAGGCAGCUGGAGGAGGGUCCUGAUGUUACAGUCCAAGGCAGGGGUGCUCUGCACCGAACCCCUGCCAGCGGCACUGCCCGACGGCCAGGGUAACUGGGCACAUCAAGGAAGCAGAGUCUAGGCUCAAUUCACUCCCCAAUCCUCCCGCUCGCCUGCCUGAGGGGUGCAGCCCACAGGAGCUCUGCAAAGCUGGCUUCCCUAUGCCCCGAGCUAGGCCAUGGGGAAAGGCGUAAUUAUGGCUCUUCCAUUGCACCUUGCCCCCCAGGCCGCACCUUCCCCAGGGAAAAAGCUGCGUGAAUUCAGGGUAGUUGAUCGAUAUGGGAGAGCUACAGGCUGUCUUUGCCUCCGCUUGGGUGUCCCCACCUGCUAGCACACGAGAAAACGUAACUCGUCCCCUCGUUGCAGCAUCACGCCGUGGGGUUUUCUGCAUUGUCGGUAUCCCGCGUGCAAGGGAGUCGCGGAUGCAUGCCUCCAGGGCAACCCCCCCCGCCUCUCUGAAGGGACUCUGAAGUAUAUGAGCUCUUUCUUGCUUUCUUUUUCUCAGGAGAUCCCCCAGCCCAUGGCUCAAUUUUACUGCCCUGGCUUCAUCCUCUUGAAUUUCCCCAGGUCUGUCCAUCCAGCAGCAUCCGUGUUAUUUUACAGGGGUGAGGGGAGGAAUCCCAAGACGCACAGUCCGUUUUAAUUUGAGCCUUUGGGCCAGCAUGCCGGUGUCCUUUGCAAGGAGCGUGUUAUAAAUGUUUAUUUUUCUACUUCGUGGAACAGGCAAUAGUUUUACUUCUGGAAAGGCCAUUUCUGCUGCCUUUUUGUUUCCGUGCAUAAUCCGUCCGGCUGUGAGAUGGACCAGGACAGGGGGAAGUUGUGUCCCGUGCCUCAACUGAUGCUGGAACUUGAUCUCAUCCCGAUUUAGGAAAGGCUUGGAGGGACUGAGGCUGCUCAGAGGCAAAGACCCAAAUGAACAUACUUCCUUGCAUACAACGCACCCUUGGAUAUAAUACACAUGCCUUGUUUUUGAAAGGCAGAACGAAGAGAAAAAGAUUUUUCCAGGAGUUAUAGCUGCCUAGAGCAAGGGCAGAGCCUCAUCUUUGGCUGAUCCACCCUCCUUUUCCAGCUUAACUAAGGCUGAAUCUCUAGUUGCUGUUGAAGAUCGGUCUCCAUGCAUGGAUCUAUGAUUCCUGAAAAGAGCUGAUAAGUCUGAACUAAAGAGGCUGUGAUUUAAACCGGGAGCAGAUAGCGGACAGCAAAAUUGCCCCAGGAAUGGUUAUCUCAAUCCGUGGAACAUCAAGAACAUUAAAAAGGAAGUGAUGGUCAUUAAUAACAUCUGUCGAGUGGAGAACAACGGGCCAUCAACAAAAUUGACUUCCUCAGUUGUCCAAAUAGUAAUGCCACACCUGCUGCGCUGUGGGGCAGGAUCUAAUCAGGGUGCUUCCAACCCUGGGGCAGAAAAUCAGCUUCCCUGCUUAAUGCACGCAGCCCAGUUUUGGAGGGAGCCUGAUUUCUCGGGUGGGGAAAGUGUGAUAUAUGAGAAAAUACAACGUAGAGCUGGGCGCUCCAGCACGUGGGCAAGUCCCGACGGCCUCCAGCGGGCUUUGGCCUGGUCUACACCGCAUUUUGCCUGCCCCACUCAGCGUGUCCAUGCCCAAAGCUGUCUUCACGUGGGCUCAAUGUCAAGUGCCAAAGUCCUUCCCACCUUCCUCCUCCUUCCAGCACGAGUCGAGGCUGCCUGAGGUCCAAGGACCCGGCCCUGCUCCUGCCGAUGUCCAUAGGAGUUGGGUAGGUCCUGAUUUCAUGGAGGGGCAAGGCUUUCCUUUGCUGCGGGACUCGGCAUCCUGGCUCUGUUUUGCCGACAGAGCAGACAACACAGAUGCCAGAGGCAACGUGAGCACCAGCAUUAGGGAUCCUAGUGUGCAAGUUUAGGGUUUUUAUUAUUAUUAAUUUUUAAUUGAUUUAAAAAAGAUGCACCCAGAGCAGUGUGCUCCUGGAAAGCCACCAGAUGCCCUUUUCUCUCACCCAGCCGGAGCCGCUGGGCUUGCGGCUUGCUCAGGAUUGAAGCGUGCCAGCCAGUGCCCCCUUCGAAAAAGCCAAUGACUUUUGGUUCCCACCUCCGCUCCACGACCAAGAAGCCCAUCGCCAACCUGCGUCCCCCGUGCUGCCCACGACUGCUAUUCGCAGGGCUCGCACCGCGAUGCUCUCUCCAUCUCCCGGCCGAAGCACGGCAGUCCCAGCGCUCUCCGAGGGAGGAACUGUGCCUUAAACCCAGGGGUCCUCCGUUUCCUUCCACCGUCCGGUCCAAGUCGCCUCGCUGGGAAACGCAUCGGAUCUGCCGUCUCGAUCCACGGGCUGCACAGCUGCCGGGAGCAGAGGGAACCGAGGAUGUCGGCAGGAGAUGGGGCCUGUGGGUUUGACCUCAUGGCUUUUAAAGGACUUUCGGGGCAGGGGGGUCUGUUUUUAAUGGCUCGGUUCUUUUUUUAUCGCUGGAUUUCUCUCCUGGGGAAGGAAGAAGCGGCAGAUGCUGCUGUUUGCUUGCUUAGUGCUCUCAAAGGACCUCGUACUACAGUAUUUUUUCCAUCGCCGCUUUCCUGCCUCCUGGCACUGGAUUCGGGUAUAUCCUUCACUUUUCAUAGGAAAAAGCAAAUGACUUUUUUUUUUUUACCGGCUGAGACCUUGGUGAAUUUUGUUUUGUGCCAAACAAGACCAGCGGUUACAGCACGGGGCGUUCGUCCGAUGGACAUGCGUGUUGCUGCUGCUGUUACUUGUGUUAAUAUUUUAUUAAGGGUUCAAUGCGUAGCGAAGGCUACCUUGCAGGCAGUCGAAUCGAGGUUUGCAGAUCGCUGGCUCACAAGAAGGGCCACCUCCUCGUGCGGUGCAUCCCCCCGGGCGCCGGCAGAGCCAGCGCAGCUGUGGCUGUGCUGAAGUAUUGCAGAGGACGGCCCAGAUUAGAUGGGGGGCUGCAUUUUGCUUUGGUCCAUGGGCCCUGCGUGCCGCUGGCUCUCUCCAAGCAGAGUUGCACCAAGCAGGGAUGGGUUUCCGCAGACCUGCGGACGGGCCCCGCUUUGCCCAGAGCUGCAAGCUCCCCGGGGCAUCCAGCAUGCAACGGCUCUUGCUCUCUCUGAAUGUCGCUGCUGCGGAGGGAGAUGCAUGGGCAGCACUGAUGGGUUUUAUUCUUUAACAGGAGGUUCAAGACUGGGCAGCCGGGUGCUCGCAAGAGGUGUUUUUAAUCCCCAGGCCAUCGGUUUAUUUUUUGCAGAGACACCACCCCGAGUGCGUGGCUUUCUGGUCCCUUCAGGGUGGCUGUAGCGAUGGUCCAACAGGCCUAGGACACAGCUGCUCAUGCCCUGCCCUGGCUUUCAAGGUGUUCCUGUUCACUACCAUACAACACCCAGUUCAGGUUAAUCCAGCAAGGCACAUUGGCACAACCAGCCAGCUCACUCGUAUUUUCUACUUCACGCUAAAAGCGAGUUUUCACUGUAUCAGUGUUCACUAUAAGUAGACUCCUCCGCGUGUCUCCGACUGUACCCGUGCACUGCAAUACAGCCGACCCUUCCAGGAAAUACCGGGGGUCUAAUGUAGCCCUGCCGGGGUCAACUUCCAGCCUGGUGCAUGGAGGGGUGAGCCGUGCCAUGGGGGUUGCUCCAUCCCGUGGGCGCUUCCUCCGAGCUGCAAGGUUCCCCCGCAUCACGAUGGCUGACUGUAUAUUGCACACUGAUUGUGAUCCCUCUAUGCAAACCUGUUCUGUUUUGACUGUUCAUCCUGUCAUGUUAAUCAGGUUUAACAUAGGACUUUGGGAGGAUGUGUAACCAAAGCAUCCUGUGUGCUUGUGUAGAGCCUGCUUUGCUUCAUCUUCUUGAAUCCAUUGAAUGUAAAGGGAGCACCGCCUCGCCCGCCUUGUUCAAUAAAUCAUAGUCGCUCAUUAUCCACCGCAUCCGCUGGCUUCUCCAUCCUAGCUCCGUUCAUCCUCAUCUUUUAAUUUGAUUUUAUUUUUUUGGGUGCUUAGCUCAUUAUACCAAUAAUGAUGUUCUUCCAGUUCUACUAGAUGUAGCAAAAGAGUGGUUUAUAUUUUAACUCGAUUGUACCACGUUCAGACAGGGCUGUGACACGUCCUGGAAGAAAUCUGGACGGUUUUCACUUGCUGAGACGUGCUCCUGACAAAUAAAGCAGUGUAAUUAUUUGCAA
Messenger RNA from Alligator mississippiensis (American alligator), 7257 nucleotides. RefSeq names its product coiled-coil domain containing 50 (gene CCDC50). Bases 90 to 1697 code for a protein of 535 amino acids. The record is from RefSeq and is a predicted model, not a curated record. The transcript has 12 exons. Gene Ontology annotation, molecular function: ubiquitin protein ligase binding. NCBI's taxonomy places the organism in Eukaryota, Metazoa, Chordata, Crocodylia, Alligatoridae. Gene Ontology annotation, cellular component: cytoplasm.